This is a messenger RNA of Hypoxylon fragiforme, 2478 nucleotides long. RefSeq lists its product as uncharacterized. The coding region runs from base 307 to 2028 and encodes 573 amino acids. The transcript has a single exon. Lineage: Eukaryota; Fungi; Ascomycota; Sordariomycetes; Xylariales; Hypoxylaceae. The record is from RefSeq and is a predicted model, not a curated record.
UGUAAACGGAAAGGAACACAUGGGCAGUUAUUUGAAUCAGAGAAGGGAGGAAGGGAGGGAAGGUACAUGUAUUGUCAUAUAAUACAUAUUCCAAAAUGCCAAAUGUACCUACCUGCCCUGGGUGUUUGUUCCCUCAUUGGCCCCUCCUCCUCUUCCUCCUCUUCCUCAAUAUUUCAUCUUCAUCUCAAUAUUCAUCCCUUCAACGAUAUUGAAUGAAGUAUGUCACGAUAAUCUGUCUAUUCUUUUUGACAAAUAUAGAGUCAUCUACAAUGUUAUCUCCUUCUCAGUUUAGUCCUGACUUUCGAUAUGCAGCGGCUGGGCGACUCGUGCCUGCGACUCAAAAUAUUAACAAUAUCGUCGUCCACAUGCAACCUACCUAAUCAAAUUAGAUCCAAACACAAUGUUAUAACCCCUCCCUGGCCCAAGUACCGACCUGAAGAUGCUCCAUUGCGGAAAAAAUAUCUCACCUACAAUGUGUCUGAACUAAUUCUGGACCUUGAGGCUGAAGAUAGUGCCUACGUGCGCCCAUAUAAUGAGGAGAUAGAUGGUGUGCCUAGGUCUGCCUGGGCUCAGCACACAAUAGAGUCUAGGUCAAAAGUGAGGCGUGUUGCCAUCUUCGAGAGACAAUCGAAAGAAUAUGAAGCGAAGUCGAGAUCCGUUCAGACCGACAAGUUCAGCGCAUGGCGAAUUUCCGACCAUGAUAUUCUCUCCGUCGUAUUAGCCAAUUCCCCCUCCGCGAGAAUAAACCCAGACACAAGUCCAGGUUCUGAUUCGCACACCUUAAAUGACAUUCACCCCCUUCGAACUCCUCGCGCUUCUCGUUUGGUGCAAAUCAUGCUCGAGAAUAAUGGAAUCCCAGAUCACGUAUGGAAUAGUACCUCCAAGACCGUCACCUACAUGUUGCGCUCCCAACAGUUGGCACAUCGUCGACGGCCUAGUUUGGAAGACGCCGAGUUGUUUCCAGAGGCCCUUCAUAGAUGUCACAGCUUCGUUACGUUCGAGAGGCUCGUCACAAAUAUGCUUCAAACCCCACGAGGCUGUCAGAUUGUCUCCCUUUACAACGACGCCCUUUUAUUUGUGCUCUCCAAGAUGGAACACACCACGCCACCAGCAGAGAUGCUACCAUUUCUCCACAACUUGAUCUUGAGUUUAGAAUCGCAAGACUUGCCCAUUACGUUCUUAUUGCUGUGGCGUGCCUUCAAAACCUCGCUUUUGUCCCAAGCCUUCAUUCCCGCCAGAAAAUACCUGAACAUAAUUCAUGAUAAAGGACAUGCUUUGGAUGAUGUACAAAUAAAGGAAGCUCUCCGGAUUUUGGUGACGAUAUGGCAGUCUGGGAAACCCGCCAUUUCAUCUCGUAUGGCAGCACACGCCACCCCCCAACUAUUAGCAGUAUAUAGCCUCCUGACAGGCCGAGAACCAUGGGAGGAGACGUCACGGCCAUCGCUGAACGAUUCAAAAACUCGGGAUCCUUCGCAUCUCCAUAAUAGGAUCCAUGUUCCUAAAGAAUAUAUCACUUGCCUGGCCCAUGUAGGAGCCUUUCGAACAAUGUGGUACGUUUGGCGUGCGCGCCCGGAUAAUCGGGGCGUCGUCAGGCGACAGAAGAGUAAACCGUGGAAUGUUAAACAAAAAGCCGCCGACGCAAAGAAUAGAGAAUAUGUUAAAGCCAAAGUGUUCGCUAAUGCCAUCAGAGAAGCAAUUGAAGCCAAUAGCCGCCUACUGGAGGUGGCACAGGCAUCUGAUUUUGCAAAUGCCAGCGGUCAGUACGAGGGCGACUGCCAGCUCGAUAUAGAGUCAAUAGUGAAGUCAGCCGACCUCAUUUCACAACGCUCUCCGCCCAGCCUAUUCCUACUCCCUCAAAUUUCCCAGACUAAAAUCGCGAAGAUUUUUCGAAAAGAGACGAUCUCGGAAGCGAUGUCAGCCCUAAGAGAUUAUUUGACGCAUGUCCAGAAAGAUAAAAGUGAGAUACUUGAGAUGGAAAAGGGAGAGGACAUGGGAGAGGACAUGGGAGGGAUAAAAGGAUCAGACUAGACUUGGACACGUCGUUUUGUAAGCUCCAGACUCUUCCUGCAUACUAAUGUACAUGGUAGUCCCUCAUAGAGUCAAUGACGCGGACUAUAUCCUAAUGUGAAAGCAUAUUGAGUAGCGCAUACAAUAUUGUACAUCCUAAGUGCAUGUAAGCUUUCUCGAGCUACAUAAGACUGGGGGUCUGGCGAAAGUUAAGGGAGGUGCAUUAGACUUUACCCCUUUAUUGAAAGAUGGCCUCUUUUUGAGCUCAAUUUCUUGCCACCCGCAGUACAUUACUACUGUAUGCCUAGAUGUCUGCGUAUCCUAUGAGAGCUUUUUCAGGGCUUAUCGUUCUACCUGCCUAGGCACUUUAGAGGAUGGAUAUACUAAUGCUUAGGGCAGCCAUGUACGUAUAUCCGCGGUGCUCUGAUGCAUAUAACAGGCCUUCCAUAAUGUGAACACUAUUACCAGGAA